GGCGCGAGCGCUGCGGCGGCCAAGCUGGGUCCGAGCAUCCCGCAGCUCGGGACCCGCCCGGCCCGGACAUGGCGACCGUCCGGGCCUCGGUGAGAGGCGCGCUGCUGCUUCUAGCCGUGGCGGGGGUCUCGGAGGUAGCCGGGGGCCUCGCUCCGGGGAGUGCGGGUGCAUUAUGUUGUAAUCAUUCAAAGGAUAACCAAAUGUGUCGUGAUGUUUGUGAGCAGAUUUUCUCCUCAAAAAGUGAAUCCCGAUUGAAACAUCUAUUACAACGAGCCCCAGAUUAUUGCCCAGAAACAAUGGUUGAAAUUUGGAGUUGUAUGAAUUCAUCUUUACCAGGUGUAUUUAAGAAGUCUGACGGAUGGGUUGGCUUAGGCUGCUGUGAGCUGGCAAUUGCCUUGGAGUGUCGACAGGCGUGCAAGCAGGCAUCUUCAAAGAGUGAUAUCGCCAAAGUUUGCAGAAAGGAGUAUGAGAAUGCUCUUUUCAGUUGCAUUAGCCGAAAUGAAAUGGGUUCGGUGUGCUGCAGUUAUGCAGGUCAUCACACAAAUUGCCGUGAAUACUGUCAAGCCAUUUUCCGAACGGACUCUUCUCCUGGCCCAUCUCAGAUUAAAGCAGUGGAAAAUUAUUGUGCCUCUGUUAGUCCACAGUUAAUACACUGUGUGAACAAUUAUACCCAGUCUUAUCCAAUGAGGAACCCAACAGAUAGUUUAUAUUGCUGCGACAGAGCUGAAGACCAUGCAUGCCAGAAUGCUUGCAAGAGAAUUCUGAUGUCUAAGAAAACUGAAAUGGAGAUUGUGGACGGUCUCAUCGAGGGCUGUAAGACCCAGCCCUUGCCUCAGGACCCUCUUUGGCAGUGCUUUCUUGAAAGCUCACAGUCUGUUCACCCUGGCGUCACUGUGCACCCUCCUCCCUCCACGGGCCUUGAUGGGGCAAAAUUGCAUUGCUGUUCUAAAGCAAACACUUCGACGUGUAGGGAACUGUGCACUAAACUUUACAGCAUGAGCUGGGGCAAUACACAGAGCUGGCAAGAGUUUGACCGCUUUUGUGAAUACAAUCCAGUGGAAGUAUCCAUGUUGACCUGUCUAGCAGAUGUCCGGGAACCUUGCCAGUUGGGCUGCAGAAAUCUUACUUAUUGUACUAAUUUUAAUAACAGGCCAACAGAACUUUUCAGGAGUUGCAACGCUCAGUCAGAUCAAGGAGCCAUGAAUGACAUGAAGCUGUGGGAGAAGGGAAGUAUAAAGAUGCCAUUUAUCAACAUACCUGUUCUCGAUAUUAAAAAGUGCCAGCCGGAAAUGUGGAAAGCCAUCGCUUGUUCCCUGCAAAUUAAACCUUGUCACAGUAAAUCUCGGGGAAGUAUUAUUUGCAAAUCAGAUUGUGUGGAGAUUCUUGAAAAAUGUGGAGACCAUAACAAAUUUCCUGAAGACCACACAGCUGAAAGUAUUUGUGAGCUUCUGUCACCUACAGAUGACCUGGAAAAUUGUAUACCCUUAGAUACAUACCUCAGGCCCAGUACCUUAGGUAACAUUGUGGAAGAAGUGACUCAUCCCUGUAACCCAAAUCCUUGUCCGGCCAGUGAACUCUGUGAAGUGAACCGAAAAGGGUGUCCAUCUGGGGAGCCAUGCCUUCCAUACUCCUGUGUUCAAGGUUGCAAAUUGGGAGAAGCUUCUGAUUUCAUUGUCCGUCAGGGGACACUCAUCCAAGUGCCAUCAUCUGCAGGAGGAGUUGGUUGUUAUAAAAUCUGCUCAUGUGGACAAAGUGGGCUCUUAGAAAACUGUAUGGAGAUGCAUUGUGUAGACCUCCAAAAGUCUUGUAUUGUUGGAGGAAAAAGAAAAAGUCAUGGAACAUUCUUUAAUAUCGACUGCAAUGUCUGUUCUUGUUUUGCUGGCAAUUUGGUGUGUUCUACCCGCCUCUGCCUCAGUGAACACAGUUCAGAAGGUGACCGUCACACUUUCACAGGUCUGCCUUGUAACUGUGCAGACGAGUUUGUCCCAGUGUGUGCGCAGAACGGGCGCACUUACCCCAGUGUCUGCAUUGCUCGCUGUGUGGGGCUCCAGGACCGGCAGUUUGAGUUUGGGCCGUGCAUUUCGAAGGAUCCUUGUAAUCCUAACCCCUGCCAGAAAAAUCAAAGGUGUGUAUCCAAACCCCAAGUCUGCCUGACGAGUUUUGAUAAAUUUGGUUGUAGCCAGUAUGAGUGUGUGCCAAGACAGCUCUCCUGUGAUCAGGUCCAAGACCCUGUGUGUGACACAGAGCACAUGGAGCACAACAACCUCUGCACCUUAUACCAGAGAGGAAAAAGCCUCUCUUACAGAGGCCCCUGCCAGCCUUUCUGCGCAGCCUCAGAGCCUGUCUGUGGGCACGACGGCCAGACCUACAGUAGUGUGUGUGCCGCCUACUCGGACCGGGUGGCAGUUGACUACCACGGGCCCUGCCAGGCUGUCGGGGUCCCCUCAGAACACAGCCCUGUUGCCGAAUGUGCUGCUGUGAAGUGCCCGUCGCGGUUGGCUGCUGGGUGCAAACCCAUCAUCCCACCUGGUGCUUGUUGUCCAUUAUGUGCUGGGAUGCUAAGAGUUCUCUUUGACAGGGAGAAGCUGGACACCAUUGCUAAGGUAACAAACAAAAAGCCAAUAACAGUUCUAGAAAUACUUGAGAAAAUCCGCAUGCACGUGUCUGUCCCACAGUGUGACGUGUUUGGAUACUUCAGCAUUGAGUCUGAAAUUGUGAUCCUGAUAAUUCCUGUCGAUCAUUACCCAAAAGCUUUGCAGGUUGAGGCCUGCAAUAAGGAGGCAGAGAAGAUCGAAUCCCUUAUCAACUCAGACAGCCCCACACUGGCGGCCCACGUCCCGCUCUCUGCCCUGGUCAUCUCCCAGGUGCAGGUCUCCAGCAGCCUGCCUUCCUCGGGCGGCAGGCUCAGGCCUCAAUGUUGCGCGCUGCUCCUCUUCCUCAGCCUGGGCCUCACCUUACACUUGCUCUGGGUGUGACCCUGUGCCCGCACGGAGUGCACAGUGUUCCUCGGCCCGGCUCUUCUGCCUCGUGAUGACGCUCAGGACUCCUGCUCGGCAGUCGACUCCUGGUCAGGAAAAAGCACCUGUUGCCUCUUCCACCACACAGUAUUUUUUAAAUUGCCAAUAUUGGUAGUGAGGUUUUUGUCUCAUUUUUACAGAUGUCAGUGUUUCUCAAGUGUGGUGAUCACUGCCUCAUGAUUUACAUUUUACCCAGUGGAUAGGUCCCCACUCUAAAAGAAACUUAAUAUCCCAACUAAUGACAGUGAUCCUCCUGCCUCAGCCUCCCAAGUGCUGGGAUUACAGGCAUACACUACCACACCCAGCUCCCUUAAAUAUUAAAUUUGCCCUUACGUCUAUUUUUGUAUACAGUUGCCUUCUGUGUAUAGAGACAGAGGUCUGGAGAACAGCCACUACGGUUAGAUAGUGUGAAGUAAAAAUAAAGCUUCUCUGAAAUUGCCACGUAAAUCAUCAGGCCGACUUAAGCUAAUUUACAGAAACUUAACUUUGGACCCCUCGACUGUGCUAAGCAAGAAUAAGCUGACGCUGUGUGACGUUGCAAGUGACAGUCUCAGCGGUCACUGGUCUGUGCCUAUGUUUUCUGUGGAAGGGAAAGCAUUUUACAUCAUGCAGUUUUAUAUUAAAACCAGAUAUAUAUUCUUUGGUAUUCAUGGAGAUAAAUUAGAGUUUUUAAACAUCAAUAUUUAAACCAAUUGCUGCUACUUUAUAUAAUAGCCAAAAAGUUAAAUAAUUAGUAGUUCAUGUAAAUAAUACAUGAUUUUUCUAUUUUAUUAUGAAGAAGGUGAACAGCCAUAUUUGUAAAGUGACAAUCAUGUGUUAACUCAGUACUUUCCGUUUAUGAAGACACAUUUGCUUUUUGUGAUGUGCACAAUGUAGAUAAAUGUUCUGUCUUUCUAUUUUGAUAUAGAAGUAUAAAGAAUUACGGUUUAUAUAUUUAAAAAUAUCAAGCUGAGUAUUAAAAGGUUUGCAUGUUGUCUAAGAAGUUGGAUACUUUGAAUGUGUUUUACAGUUUGGAAUAAGCUAUUCAGUGUGAUUCUUUUUGUUUGUAUGCACCUAAACUUAGUUUUUACAUGAAGUAUUUUUUCAGUAUUACAUGUACCCUCUAAAAUAUAUAGGGAUAUGCUUUUAUACCAAAAUGUUUUGAAAAGUGGGCACUUAAAGCUUUCAGAGUAUUUUAGUAUUUCUGAUGUAGCUUGUCUGUUGCAAUUACUUAUUUCUGUAUAAAUGUCUUCAAUGCAAUAUACUAGAAAGCUUUCCUAUUUUAAUAGAUAUAAUUUGUGUAUGGUCAAGUGUAUUUCCAAGCAAUGUGAACGUUUAAAAUGAAACAGUUGAUCAUC
Messenger RNA from Cavia porcellus (domestic guinea pig), 4354 nucleotides. RefSeq names its product reversion inducing cysteine rich protein with kazal motifs (gene Reck). The record is from RefSeq and is a predicted model, not a curated record. Gene Ontology annotation, cellular component: plasma membrane. Lineage: Eukaryota; Metazoa; Chordata; Mammalia; Rodentia; Caviidae. Gene Ontology annotation, molecular function: protein binding; metalloendopeptidase inhibitor activity. Gene Ontology annotation, biological process: extracellular matrix organization; sprouting angiogenesis; blood vessel maturation. The coding region runs from base 69 to 2975 and encodes 968 amino acids. The transcript has 21 exons.